Molecule: messenger RNA, 1040 nt
Organism: Zea mays
Lineage: Eukaryota; Viridiplantae; Streptophyta; Magnoliopsida; Poales; Poaceae
Product: DNA-directed RNA polymerases II, IV and V subunit 9A
Exons: 5
Coding region: 531-875 (114 amino acids)
Biological process (GO): maintenance of transcriptional fidelity during transcription elongation by RNA polymerase II; transcription initiation at RNA polymerase II promoter; DNA-templated transcription
Cellular component (GO): RNA polymerase II, core complex
Molecular function (GO): DNA-directed RNA polymerase activity; nucleic acid binding; zinc ion binding
Source: RefSeq, a predicted model, not a curated record
AAUUCAGCGCAAAUCCAAUUCAACCACACGUUUCUUUACCCUAAAUUUUCCACCGCCUCUAUAUAUAGAAAUUGGGUGACACAUCUAAAAGCCUAUCAGUUCAGCACAAACCCAAUACACGUUUCUUUACCCUGAACUUUUCGCUACUCCAUCGAGGGCAGAGCCGCCGCCGUUUCUUCAAUCUCGCAGCGCCGGCGCUUCAUCUUCCCUCCCUUUUUUACUCGCGAUCGGCACGCAGGCGGCGGCUGCGGCGCUCAGGCUCGGGCUCUGCGACUGCGUCAGCGGCUUCCCCUCCGGCCUCUCGCCAGUCACCGCGCGCCCUCGGCCCCGGUCCUCUGCACACCGGCCGGUGACCCUGCGUGCUUGCCUUUCUCCUCCCGCCUCCGGUGGAUCGUCAACGGCGCCCGGCCCCGGCGGCAGCGCUGCGCGCGUCUCGAGGGCAGCGGGAGCCAGCAGCCGCUGCUCCACCAAGGCGGAAGCAUUUUGGAACCCUGAACUCUGGGCUUUAAGAAGACACUACUGCUGCAACCAUGAGCACCAUGAAGUUUUGUCGCGAGUGCAACAACAUUCUGUACCCCAAGGAGGACAGGGACAGGCGCACCCUGUUCUUUGCAUGUCGCAACUGCGAGCAUCAGGAGGUCUCUGACAAUAACUGUGUCUAUCGGAACGAGGUGCACCAUACUGCUGGGGAGCGAACACAGGUCUUGCAGGAUGUAGCUUCUGAUCCAACUCUUCCCAGAACCAAGACUGUCCGCUGCAAUCUCUGUGGGCAUGGAGAGGCUGUUUUCUUCCAGGCCGCAGCAAGAGGGGAGGAGGGGAUGACCCUGUUCUUUGUGUGCUGCAGCCCUGAUUGUGGUCAUCGGUGGAGGGAAUGAUGCGAUGAAAUCUUCGCUCUAAUAGUUGUUUCAUCAGAGCAUGAAACUUAACUUGUUUUGUAGUUUUCUUGGACUAUGUAUUUCGAAUCUGACCUAAGAUUAAUGAGAGAAUGUCUUUCCAAUAUUUUAUUUAAUUCUACGCAUAUAUGAUAUGUAGCUGCACCA